This is a messenger RNA of Carica papaya (papaya), 1611 nucleotides long. Lineage: Eukaryota; Viridiplantae; Streptophyta; Magnoliopsida; Brassicales; Caricaceae. The record is from RefSeq and is a predicted model, not a curated record.
AUGGGGACCUUGUUCCUUAAUUCUUCUUCUUCCUCUGUCAAUGGUUCUUCGAGUACUAAACUUAUCGCAGGAAUUGCGAAGAAUUACAAGAGCCCGAGCAAGUUGCUGAGAAAGAAGUUCGUUCGUUGCCAAGAAAGUAGCAAUAGUAGCAGUAAUAAUAAUAACAAUAAUAAAGAUAUUCAAUCGAGAAAAAAUAGUAGCUGGGUUUCGUCCUUGUCAAAAGGGAGAUCAACAUUGAUUAGUACAGAAAAUAGUGCAGCUGUGAUGGAGGCAGAGAUUGCUGUGAAGGACUUGGUGCCUUACAAUGGUGGAGUAGGUACUACUACUAUUACUGCCCCUUUGAUUGAGCUGCAAGAGGGUAUUGGCAUUGUCAAAUUUCUUAGGGGGAAAAGGCUUUUUAUUACAGGAGCAACUGGGUUUCUGGCUAAAGUUCUUAUUGAGAAGAUACUACGAACGGUGCCUGAUGUCGGGAAGAUUUUUGUCUUGAUCAAGGCGAAAAACAAAGAAGUCGCAAUGGAAAGAUUAAAGACUGAAAUCAUAAACGUGGAGCUUUUCAAGAAUCUUCAACAGACUUACGGAAAAUCGUAUCAGACAUUCAUGUUGAGCAAACUAGUACCUGUCGUGGGAAAUGUCUGCGAAUCAGAUCUUGGUCUGGAAGAAGAUUUGGCUGAUGUUAUUACCAAGGAAGUUGAUAUAAUUGUAAAUUCUGCUGCUAAUACAACUUUUGAUGAAAGAUAUGAUAUUGCUAUUGAUAUAAACACAAGAGGGCCUUUUCACCUUAUGGGUUUUGCCAAAAAGUGCAAGAAGCUUAGACUCUUUGUGCAAGUGUCAACAGCAUAUGUUAAUGGGCAAAGACAAGGAAGAAUUAUGGAAAAGCCAUUCAGCAUUGGAGAUUGCAUAGCAAGGGAAACAUUCAUGUCCAAAACCACACCAAGAUUUAUACCUACUUUGGAUGUUGAGAACGAAAUUCAUUUGGCUUUGAGUUCCAAGAAAAACUUUGAAGAGAAUGAAGUAGCACAAAAGAUGAAGGAACUAGGUUUAGAAAGGGCAAGAAAAUAUGGAUGGCAAGACACUUAUGUGUUCACGAAGGCUAUGGGAGAAAUGGUAAUUGACAACACAAGAGGUGAAAUACCAGUAGUGAUAAUCAGACCCAGUGUUAUAGAAAGCACUUUUAAAGAGCCUUUCCCCGGAUGGAUGGAAGGAAACAGGAUGAUGGAUCCAAUAGUUUUGUACUAUGGAAAAGGGCAGCUCACAGGAUUUCUUGUUGAUCCAAAAGGAGUGCUCGAUGUGGUCCCAGCUGACAUGGUCGUUAAUGCAACAUUGGCAGCGAUAGCGAGACAUGGAGUGGCAUCGAAACCGGACAUAAACGUCUACCAAAUCGCUUCCUCAGUCGUAAAUCCACUCGUUUUCGAAGACUUAGCGAGUUUACUUUAUGAGCAUUACAGUUUAUGCCCAUGUGUUGACUCAAAGGGCCGACCAAUACAUGUUCCUUCAAUGAAGCUGUUUAGUUCCAUGGAGGAUUUCUCAGCUCAUCUAUGGAGAGAUGCUUUCCAGAGAAGUGGGUUAACAGCCAUGGCCUCAUCAGAUGGGAAGCUGUCACAGAAACUUGAA